UGCACUAUUUCUCGCAUAGAUAGAUACACACGAUACGGUCGCGACCCGAUUGAUGUAAUAACUAAAAAGAACUGCCGACGCGCGUGCAGUCGUGCACUCCUCUCUCCGUCUCUUCAGUCUUCGGCUGCGACUCCUCGAGUCCUCUCCCUCGUUGGAAAGAGAGAGAUGCUUGAAAACCAUACCCCAACACUACCUGCAGCAGAUACAGCCAUCAGGCGUCAUGCUCCUCCCGAUCUAAGGAAUCGCCCUCUUAACAGGCGCAAGUCAGCAGAUCGAUUUGAUCAAAUAAAAAAUCUUUAUGGAAAUGAUGUAGAGAAGAAUCAAGUUGGUGCUUCAAGAAACUUUCCCAUCAUCGAUCAUGGGGAUUCAGGGAGCAGCAAUCUUCUGAAUGAAAAUCAUUGUUCAGGAUUAAUAGCUUUAGAGGGAUGCUGUCGCAGUGAAGCUUCUCGGCUCUUGGAUGAUCGCUGGGCAGCUGCGUUGGAUUGCUACAAUAAUCCAUCAAUAGAUUUAUCUGAGAGACCAGUUAUGUACGCAGGAACUGCCCCAUCAGCAUGGAGUUUUAGACUUCCUCAUCAGAUGACGGAUCCAGUUGGUGCUGGACCUUAUGGUUCACCUAUGGACUUCUUGGGUGAACUUCGCCGAGCACAGCGCACUGCAAAUACCAAUUUUGGCACGUAACACAGCAUCUACACGCGACUAGUAUGUUCCUGGAUGUUUACUUUUGGUAUUUAAUUUCAGUCGGAAAAAACAGUACUACCCUCUUGUAUGUGAAUCUUCAAACUAAAAUGUGUAUGAAAAUGAAAGUGAAGUUUGAGCGUCAA
Juglans microcarpa x Juglans regia is the source of this 821-nucleotide messenger RNA. RefSeq lists its product as uncharacterized. The transcript is spliced from 6 exons. The record is from RefSeq and is a predicted model, not a curated record. Lineage: Eukaryota; Viridiplantae; Streptophyta; Magnoliopsida; Fagales; Juglandaceae. The coding region runs from base 166 to 678 and encodes 170 amino acids.